Molecule: messenger RNA, 1290 nt
Organism: Folsomia candida
Lineage: Eukaryota; Metazoa; Arthropoda; Collembola; Entomobryomorpha; Isotomidae
Product: glycoprotein-N-acetylgalactosamine 3-beta-galactosyltransferase 1
Exons: 6
Coding region: 203-1219 (338 amino acids)
Cellular component (GO): membrane
Molecular function (GO): N-acetylgalactosaminide beta-1,3-galactosyltransferase activity
Source: RefSeq, a predicted model, not a curated record
CAUGUGCGGAAACUGAAUCAUCCAAUAAUCAAGUCUAAUUAAAAAAAUGUAAUCCCUUUAAAAAAUUAAACGCAGAGUCAAUAUUGCCCAAAGACUCAGCAGCUGUGACAAUAAAGCACAGAUUUUGUGUUGGACUAAAAGUGGUUUUGAUUUAAAUUAUUAUGUAGAACAAAUCUAGUUGAACAAAAAUCCACAAUUCCAUAUGAUGAAGUUCAAAUUCACUCCAAAAUAUGGGUUAGCCCAUCUUUUAAUCGGGUUUGGAAUUGGUAUUUUAUCGUCCCAUCUGUACAACACUUUAGGAUCUCAUAAUGCGGACAUAAUUGGACAGCAUAAUUUUGAUAUUGGUCCUGCUCCAAUAGUGCAUGCACAUGAAGUUCAAAUCACUCCAAAACGACUGCUUUGUUGGGUGUUAACCUCUCCGAGAACUCAUGAGCGACGAGCAAAAUACGUGAAGCAAACAUGGGGAAAGAGAUGUCACAUUCUUAUCUUCAUCAGCACAAAAUAUGACCCGACCCUGCCAACUGUGCCCCUGAACAUGACGGAAGGACGGAUAAACCUUUGGGGGAAAACGAGGGACGCUUUCACACACGUUUACAACCAUUAUCUAGAAAGUGCCGACUUUUUUCUGAAGGCGGAUGACGAUACGUACGUCAUUGUGGAAAACUUGCUGCACCUUCUGCAACCUUACGACCCGAAUGAGACGCUGUAUUUGGGAUGCGAGUUCAAAGGCUACAUGAGUGGUGGAGCAGGCUAUGUCUUAAGCAAAGCAACGGUGAAAUUAUUGGUGGAGAAAGGACUGUCAAAUCCUAAAAUCUGCAAGCAAGGAAAUGACGGCAUAGAGGAUGUCGAACUGGUUACAGGUGCUUGUCUAAGAAACCUCAAUGUCACAUUGGGCGACAGUCGGGACGAAUCAGGAAAACACCGUUUCUUUCCACUUCGCGUAAUUGACCAUAUCAAUCCUGGCAGAAUCACCAAGUUUCGCUAUGACUGGUUUUGGGAGUAUAUGAAAUUUCGACCUGAAGAUGGUCCCAAUGGCUGCUCAGCAUAUCCAAUUUCAUUCCAUUAUAUAGAAGGACAAGAACUGGUGGCGAUGGGUAUCAAUUCAAUAUAUACAAUGUUUAAUAUAUACGGGGCGAAUAGUAAUAAAUUGAUUUUAUUCCACUUGUUUAUGGCAGAUCAUCUAAUUUACAAAGUUCAGGUUUAUCCGGUCCAUAUUUAGAAUAGGAUUUUGGAGUAGUAGCCAAAAUUAACAUGUCAAGAAAGGAACGUAAUAAAUAUGGUUGACUUUGA